Molecule: messenger RNA, 3069 nt
Organism: Monascus purpureus
Lineage: Eukaryota; Fungi; Ascomycota; Eurotiomycetes; Eurotiales; Aspergillaceae
Source: the annotation of a GenBank genome assembly
CGCCUGAGGCAGUGAAGACUCUGUGUCAAGUCUUACGUCAUCCGUUCGCCGCAGUCGGAAGCAUCGAGAGUGCAGCGCAAUUAGCUGUACUUGGCUGGCCUCGCAUUCUCCGCCCUUUGUUGUCUCUCACCCUCGCCCUCUGCUGUCUCCAUCUCACUGUCCUCCUAUUGCUCUUUAUUUCUCUUUCACUCAUCAUCAACCAGCUAGGCGAUGUCACUAGUGGUGUAUCAACUCGGUUAGCCCGCUCAUCAUGGCCUUGGAUUCUGCACUUCUGUCGGUGUCCACCCGUGCUUCCUAGUUUGGGUUUUGCGGCGGCUAACUAUCGUCCUUAGUUUUCGCCCAACGGAGUCUUUGAUACGUACUGCAAAGCGACGAUUCCUCCCUUUCGAUAUACCUAAUAACCACCACCAACUUCGUCAUUAUAUCAGCACCGCCGACCCUGAUAGGAUAUACGUUGUUUCUGAUAGGACUGUAUUUGCGAUCCAUAUAUCGACCUGCAAGGUAGAGACAAUAGCACUUGUGCCCCUGGGGCCAAGAUGUCUCGCUGCUGGGUAUGGUUGGAUUGGACUGGGUGGCGCGGAUAACGGAGAAUGCGCUUUUAUUAGGCUGGGCGAUUAUGCGACACGCGCGCAUGGUGCUACCUCAGGACUUCGACAUGCAGAUGUGGAUAGUGCGCUGCCGGUUGAUUUGGACGCAGCUACAAGGGCUUCAUCUCCCUGGGUAAUGGAUGAGGCAUCUAGCUCGUCCCCCCAUGCCGGCCGGAGGAUGCUUCCGGAGGUGCAGCUUCACAAAUUCGGAGGUACUAUUGUCAAUUCAGUGACCAUUCAUCGUUUCCCCGGUGAUGACAAGGGCUUUGCGGAUGAGGAUGUAGUUGUCCUCAGCAACAACGAUAAGACCGUUACACUAUACUCGUUAACCCGCUCAAAGGUCCUCAAAGUCAUCACCCAUCCGGCUUGUAUGAAUUAUGCCAUCAUAUCUCCAGAUUCAACUAUCCUUGCCGCUGUGGGGGACGAAAAUCGCGCUUACUUUUAUGGAGUGACGCGUAACCUAGAAUCCUCGGUCUUAACAGAACAGGGUGAAAAGCUUACUGGUUGGAAUUUGGACCUUCUGCGUUUCGUAAAAAUGGAUAUCGGAUCUCAGCCUGAUGACAAGUGCUGUUUUACGAUUGCCUUCUCCCCAUCCAGCCAUCUAUGUGCUAUCGGGUCUCAGUCUGGGAUUAUCACCGUAUUUGACGUCGCAAAGAUUCGCGACCAGUCAAAAGAGUCACGAGAUAGCGAUCCCGUGGUUUCUAUCUUCCGUUCUUCUAGAUUUGGAUUCGACGUCGGUGCUGUCCGUUGCAUGGGUUUCUCGCCCGAACCUUGGGACCUUUUAGUGUGGGUAGAGGAUCACGGCAGAGCUGGUGUUGCAGAUAUUCGCCAAGCGUUCCUCCGCAGGCAGAUUCUCAAACUGGAUUUGACCGAUCCAGACCUGCAAAAGGUUUCCCUGGAGUCUGUGCGAAAUUCGCCAGGACAUUUUGAGAUCCGGAACUUCGGUGAGCAGUCUUAUGAAGGCGAUAUGGUGCACCGGACAAUACUCGAUGCGAUUGUGGACCUAUCAGAGGGUCAGGCUGGGGAGAGCGCAGAGCGUUCCUCGUUGCGUGAAAGUCUGAUUCAAAAUCUUACUGAGAGGGAGUUGAUUGUAGAAUUCCUAAACACAGCACGCUGGCCAUCUAGAGCGGAGGACAUUCUGACAGGGCGGCCGACAAGAGCUAACGUCCAAACUCGCCCACGACCUCCUGGUUCUACAGAGGGUAGUAGUCGGGAACCUCGUCCUCCUUUACCUCCCCAUCAUGGUGCUAUUCAUGACUUCUUGGAGCAUAUGAACACUUUCGAGAACCCUCUAUCGCGUACCUCUGAUCCAGACGCUGGUGAUUCGGGUAUUACAAACUAUGAUUUAUCUAGUAACAGGCAGCACGAACCAUCGACUCGCAUACGUGCCGCUAUCGAUUCAGCCAUUCCCCCUGUUACAACUUUAGAAGCUCUUUCCCGCCAGAGACUGCAGCGAUCAACCUCGACUCCCCGGCGGUCUGAGCUAUCAGACGGCACACCUGAGGGUCGAUACGAUCGUAGCUUCAAUUCAGAAUUGAGAGCGAAUGUUGCAGCAGAGCGUCUUCGGCGACAACGCCAGCUGGCCAAUGAAGUGCACAACAGGACCAGUCCGUGGGAGCAACGGUACAGACAGCCAGCUAUGGGCUUUGAGCAACCACGGUCCUCUAGAUGGAGGAGUUUUGCGAAUGAAUCCCCGACUUUUGGGCUUCGGGAUAGGGAUCAGGAACCUGCCGGAACAGCAGGAAUUGGUUGGGGUGCGGAUGGGAGAACUCUGUACAUUGGAACGGUCGACGGGAUAUUUGAGUUUCAGAUUAACAUCCAUGAUCGCAAGACCUUCCCAGACUUCUCUUACCGCUAAAUGGAUUGGACAUACCGCAUUUGAUGCUCUUCACCCUUUACGCUUCUCCCCAAAAGGACAUAGCACUCUUCUCUCUGUUUAUUUCGUCUUCUUCGUCUCAUGCCGUUAUGCCUUUUCUAUUUCUAUUUUCAUUCAUUAUUUAAUCAUUUUCAUGGACACUCUCGGGUAAUUGAAGGACCUCAGGCACAGCAACAUUCUGGAGAUACCAAUUUGGAAGCAACAAAUUCUCUUUCUCUUUCCCUUGGCACUUACGUUGCAUGCAUGCAUUGCGCUUUCACACGGGUCUAUUUGGACUGUAAGCCUGUCUAUCUAUUUACUGCGCUUUUUUUGUCUCCUUUCUCGGUCUCUGGUCUUUGGGAUUUGGCAUCUGGGAAGUGGUUGCUUGGGCGUUCUUGCUUUUGCUUUUUCCUUGUCAGAAUCACCAUUGUCGUUGUCAUUACACAAAAUCUUCUUAGGUAAAUGUUUUUUGCCUCCAAUAUGUACCUUUAGUAACUGCCGAGAGGUGUCAUGAGAAUUUAUUGAGUUUACAUACAUGAAUACCUACUUUUACUCUGUUGAAUAGAAUUGCAUACAUCAUGAUGAUGUUCGUCUGCUCCUGUUCUCUACUGUGAUCAUCUGAGUUGC